UCAGAAGUAACCUGCAGCAGCAGCAGCAGCAGCAGCAAACUUUCACCUGUGGACACCUGGGGGACGACGACUGACUCUGACCUGAAGGAACUCUCUCUCUGAAGGAAUUAUAGACAAACACUUGAGGACGUCUCUGGGGACUUUUUCAGGGGUUGGACUUUAUUUCUCUUGCCUGGAUUUUUUUGCUCUUGUGGUGGACACUUUUACCACGGACUUCUCUCAGUGUGUGGGACAGAUCCUGCAGUGGGACAACUCCAGGAUGUUCUGCUCCAGGAGAGUCCUGCAGCGCUGGAGCUUCGCUCUCUUCCUCCUCUGCUCGCCGGCGCCACUCUUUGGACGUCCCAUCGACGCGCUCAGUAGCAGGAUUAAGCGUUCCGUGAGCCACGCACAGAUGAUGCACGACAAAGGUCGGACACUACAGGACUACAAGCGCCGCAUGUGGCUGCAGGGACUUCUGGACGGAGUCCACACGGCCGAAAUCCGCGAUCUUCCCGUCCGGACGACGGGAGCGGCGGCAGGAAGUCCGACCAGUGGUGCGGGCGUCGGGCUGCCGGGUGUUAGCCUGGGCAUUAACCUGAGCACCACGGGCACGACCUUACACUCCAAACCUCCAGGAGGAACAAAGAACCUCCCCCUCAGUUUCCGGCCGGAGGAGGAGGAAGGAACCAACCUGCCGCAGGAGACCAACAAGUCCCAGCCGUACAAAGACGGUGUUCUGAAAGCACCGGGGAAGAAGAAGAAGAAAGGACGCUCCGGGAAGAGGAGGGAGGGGGAAAAGAGGAGGAGAAGGGCGCGUUCACUCAGCUGGAGGUGGGACGAAGAACCCGGAAGUGGAUUCCACCUGGAGUGGAAGUCUUUACUUGGCCUGAGGAGGGCGCUGCUUUGAAACGCUGUCAGUCUCUGACACAGAAACCCACAGAAGGUCGGAGCGGACUCCUAAAUACUCAUGAUACAGUCUCCUGUCAUUGUGAUUGUUUGGAAAGAAAUUGGAAAAUAUUUAUUUGUCUGUAAAUAUUCUAAAUAUGGCAGAAUAGAUGGCAGAAUAUGAUUAAAAAGAUUUUAAUCUUUGUGAAUCCUGGCUUUUAUUAUUUCCUUUUUUAAUUCCAAGUAUGUCAGAUAUAUUUCUUUUUUUGUUUUUCUUUUGAUAAUUUAUUUUGUCUGAAUGGUGUAUUUAUUUUGUAAAUGUAUCGAGGUGCUGCUGACCCUCUAUUUUUGUACAAUAAUGCACUUUAGAUAUAUAAAUAUAAAAAUAUAUAUACCAUUAUUUUUCUGUUAUUUGUGUUGGACUGAAAUGAAGAAGUCAUCCGUUUGUUUUGUAAACUCAAUCUGUUCAUACUUAUCCACUCUUGGUUGUUUUGCUGCUGUUUUUGUUUUAAUUUUUGUUCUUUUCUUUUUUUUUCGUCAUGUUUGUUACGUUCAUCCUUCACUGUCUCUGUUUCUUCCAAAAAACGCUACGCUUCUCAAUGCCAAAGUCCCUGUUUGUACAUAAACCCAACACAUGUUGUUGUUUUUGGCACUUGCACUGAGAUAAACAGUCUGUACUGAACAGAUUAAACAUUUGACAGAAGCCCCUCCCUCCUCUGUGUCUUUAU
Cynoglossus semilaevis (tongue sole) is the source of this 1592-nucleotide messenger RNA. It is a transcript of the gene pthlha, whose product is annotated as parathyroid hormone-like hormone a. NCBI's taxonomy places the organism in Eukaryota, Metazoa, Chordata, Actinopteri, Pleuronectiformes, Cynoglossidae. Bases 260 to 886 code for a protein of 208 amino acids. Gene Ontology annotation, cellular component: extracellular region. Gene Ontology annotation, biological process: bone mineralization. Gene Ontology annotation, molecular function: hormone activity. The transcript has 4 exons. The record is from RefSeq and is a predicted model, not a curated record.